Messenger RNA from Scylla paramamosain (green mud crab), 5196 nucleotides. RefSeq names its product coronin-1C-A-like (gene coro). The record is from RefSeq and is a predicted model, not a curated record. The transcript has 12 exons. Gene Ontology annotation, biological process: actin filament organization. NCBI's taxonomy places the organism in Eukaryota, Metazoa, Arthropoda, Malacostraca, Decapoda, Portunidae. Gene Ontology annotation, molecular function: actin filament binding. The coding region runs from base 160 to 1836 and encodes 558 amino acids.
GUCUAGCCGGCGGAUGAUUGGAAUGUAUAGUCAGUGUGUGUCUGGCGGCGGUGUAAGGCGGUGCGUUGCCGCUCCUUGUGAUGCUAAAUUUAAGGUCUUGUGUACAAACCUAGACAUAAUCACUUGUGAUAAUUAUACCAAUAACCUACGACAACAAAGAUGUCAUUCCGACUUGUUCGACAAAGCAAGUUUCGUCAUGUAUAUGGCACUUGCCUGAAGAGGGAACAGUGCUUUGAUAAUAUACGAGUUAGUAAGUCAUCGUGGGAUUCCACCUUCUGUGCUGUCAACCCAAAGUUCUGCGCCAUAAUAGUGGAGUCAGGAGGAGGUGGUGCCUUCAUUGUUCUGCCCCUCAAUAAAGUCAACAAGACAUAUGUAUCCAAGAAAGCAUCACAGGCUGGGCGCAUCCCCCCAGACCAUCCCUUGGUAGGGGGACACAAAGGGCCGGUAUUGGACAUAGCAUGGGAUCCCUUUAAUGAUAAUGUCAUUGCCUCAGGCUCAGAAGACUGUGUAGUCAAGGUGUGGCAGAUCCCGGACUAUGGUCUUGUGACGACCAUGACCGAAUCUGUGGUGGAUCUUGUGUACCACCAGCGACGAGUGGGCAUGGUGGUGUGGCAUCCAACAGCCAACAACAUCCUCCUAUCAGCUGGGUCAGACAAUAUAGUGGUCAUCUGGAAUGUUGGGUGUGGAGAAGCCCUGUCCACCAUUGAUGCCCACCCUGAUAUCAUCUAUUCCUGUUGUUUUAACUGGGAUGGAUCUCUACUUCUUACAACUUGUAAAGACAAGAAAAUUAGGAUAAUAAACCCCCGAGAUGGAGAAGUCUUUGAGGAAGCAACAUCUCACGAAGGUAGCAAAGCGACACGAGCCAUCUUCCUUCGUAAUGGACUGGUCUUCACAACAGGUUUCAGCAAAAGAUCAGAGCGACAGUACUCUCUACGUGCUCCAGGCCAUUUAGAUGACCCUAUCACAAUGGUGGAACUGGAUUCUUCAAAUGGUGUUAUGUUCCCAAUGUAUGAUCCAGACACGAAUCUUGUUUAUUUAUGUGGCAAGGGUGACAGUGUCAUUCGAUACUUUGAGAUAACUCCUGAGGUGCCAUUUGUGCAUUACAUCAACACCUUUCAACUGCCAGACCCACAACGAGGCAUAGGAAUGAUGCCCAAACGAGGUGUGGAUGUUACCACCUGUGAAAUCACUCGUUUUUACAGGCUCAAUAACAGUGGCUUUUGCCAGAUUAUCACCAUGACAGUUCCAAGAAAGUCUGAGCUGUUCCAAGAAGAUCUUUACCCAGACACUCCUGGAGACAUUCCUGCAGUGACAGCAGAGGAGUGGUGGGAAGGCCAAAACAAAGAUCCUAUUCUUAUGUCCCUCAAAGAUGGAUACCAGGCAACACAAAAGUCAGAACUAAAGGUGACCAAGAAAAAGACCAACAUUCUAGAUAAAAUGCCACCCACUGGGAAGGUCAAAUCUGAAGAAGAUGGUAAAGCCACGGCAAUUUCAUCUGAGGCACUUGAAAAGGUUACAGAGGUCUCUAAAGUCAAUGAUGACUUAAGAAAAAGAAUAGAUGAAUUACAGACAGAGAUGAAGAAGUUCAAGGCUGUGUUUCUGAAGCAGGAAAACCGUAUUCGGACACUUGAGAACAAGGUAUCGGAGAUGAGUGGUUCUGGAGGUACCAAUGCCUCCACGCAACAACAGCAACAGGAGAUGGUGCCUGUCACUUCUUGUUACACAAUUCAUUCUGUGAGGAAGCAACCCGUGCAAGGUCAUGUGGUGCAUGCCCCAUCCACUCUUACUGCCAACACGGUCAACAACAAUUGUGACAUGGCCCCUGAUGAGGUGUAGAGACUCGAGGACUGUGUCUUCUUGUACAAGAGGCUGAUGAUUAAGAGGCUUAAGGUGUUUACUCCACACCAGCCAGUUGUGCACAGAGUUACAGGAAGAGUACAUUGGAUUGAGAGAUCUUACCAAGUGCUUCUUAUAAAUGUGCAGGAUUGUGUUUUGGUUAUGGUGUAGUCAGUCCCAAGUCAGUGUGGAAAAUAAUCUGCUACAUAUUUGGUAGCAGCAUCCUAGUGAAGAGCAGGUGAAUGGAAUCAGUUAUUUUAGUCAGUUGAUUGUGUGAGAAUCCUGUAAAUAAUUUUGUGUUAAGGGUUAUUAUGUCCAUUGCUCAUUAGUAACCAGUCAGCUGUCCAGCCAUAGCUGCUUUUUCCUCAUAACUUGCCCUGGUUGUUACCAACCAAGCCUUUGUCUUGUGCCUGUUGCCAGUUUUUGUAUGUUCAAAAUAAUAGAAUUUUAGUAUUUGUUUCCCUUGGAAUAAGAGAGCAAAAGUUUGCUGCUCACUAACAUUUCCUUUGUUACUUAAUUUUAUUUCAAAUUCAUGCUAUUUAUUUUGCACUAAUAUAAAAUGCAAAAGUUUGGGAGGGUAUGUCUGCUGUACAAACUAUCUGUACAAAGUUGUACAAUUUUAUUAAUGUAAACUCCUAUUUGUAGAGAAAUAGGUGAAUGAGUGAGGACAAAAUUUUAAGUAGAUGCAGGAUAGCCUUAGUUUUCUUAGUUGUAAAAUAUGUUUGGUAAAGUUUGAUAGAAUUGCAUGGCUCUUUGGAUAGCCGUUUUUAAUUAUUAUAAUUAUUUUGUGUUAGUAUUUUUUUAUAAUGAUUUUUCUGCUCAGUGUAGUUCCUAUGCAGAGUGACUGCUUAUUAACUCCCACUAGUGAGGUUGACCAUAGCUUUACAAGUCACUAGUAGGUUGAUCAGUACCUCCAGGCUUGACUGAUCUGAUGCCUUGAGGCCCAGGCCCAGAAGGGGUGUGCUGGAAGUUCUCGCUUGGUCUCAGUUUUUCAUAUCCAGAAUAUUUUGUAUGAAGUAUGAAGAAAAUAAAAACAAGGAAUUCUACUGGGGUUGAAAUUGAGGGUUCACAUAUGGGAUACAUUAUUGUGUCUUGAUUUGAGGGAAUGCUUGUAGAAAUGAAUGUGUAAGAUGAGGACCUCCAGUGGGUAACGUUGUUAGCUCAAAAUGGCCCACCCUAAGCCUAUCUUGCUGUUCUGGUGGAUCAAGAAUUCAGACUAGGAUCUCAUAUUGUCUUGGCAUUGCAGCCCACAGUCACAACCUCUAUGUUUUCUCCAUUUGGGAUUACAUUACAUGUAUGGCCCAGAUUAUCUGGUAAUCGAGAGAAGUUGAUUGAACGUAUACUCAUUAAGACACAUUAUUUUCAUUGUAAUUGGAUUGUAUAACACAAAGGCAUUGACAUAGCUGACUCAUAUGUUAAAGUUGUGGAUGUAUCUGUUACAAAUGAAGGAAGAAAGUCCUUAUGAUUAUGAAGGUUAAAGCACCUGCUUGAGGUCUAGGUGUUUACUUAAGUAAGCACUUAGUACUGUUGACAGUUGGUGAUUGGCUUAUAUCACAAAAUUGUUGCCAAUAGGCUGGCCACCAUUUAUAUUAGUUCAGGGUGUGGCAGCCCUGCCUUCACACUGUACUUUAAGGAUUUAUUUGAUUUUACUCAUCUAUGAUUAUCAUUGUUAUUCUUUGUAACAUGUUCUCCAUUGGCUUUUAAAAAGGAUAAUUGUAUUAUUGACACAUUUGCCCAGUCUUCUCUUUUCAUUGUUCCUAAAAUGGUGCUUUAAAUUAUAUUGGCAGUAAUUUUUCAAUGAAUUUGGAUCACUGGAUACUAAUUUACAUUGUUCUAAUAGGAAUUGAUAUAUAAAUCAUUAUUGUCAUUGUUUAUCAAUAAAAAGUUACCACAUCAGUAAUGUGUUAGGAGGGAUGUCAGAUUAAUUUUGUGAAAUGUGAUGCAGUUUGACUUACAUGUUAGAUAAGCUCUAGGUAAGAGAACCCUUGUUUUGAAGCCAAAGCCUUUGUGUAGUAGCUCUUGGUGGCUACUUAUCUGUGCUAUAUUCACUUUGUCCUUUGUUUUAUCAUCUAGGCAGAGUAUGCAGUAAUUUCUACUUAAUCUUAUGAUUUAAUGGUUAUCACAGAUUCAUUGGUCACUUGUACAAUUGAAUAUUGCAUUACUCCAUAGAUGAUAACAUUCUUGGUGUCAGUAAUUUUAUUAUUGUUGUGUUCACUAUUAAGGAGUGGGGUAAAGUAGUUAAUGUAGAACUGAGAAACUUUUAAUGCUUUUAAAAUGAUCUCUCCAUUUCACAUAUUUUUUAUGUAACAAGGUAAAAGAAAAGUUCCAAACAAAUUAGGCUCACAUAUUUAUGAGGAUGUAAUGUUCUUCUAUUUAUACAUCAAGCUGAUAACUCCCUUAAAGGGAAAAAUAGCCUAAACAAGGUUUAGGAAGAUCUGAAUCAUCCCACACUUUUUAUGUGUUGUCAUCAUCAUAGGAUGAGGAUCUCCAGUUCACUGGCUCCGUACCUCUUAGUUAUCUUUAACAAUACACAGGGAAAAUGGAGACAUACAGAUGAAGCACAAUUUACAAAUAAGUUACAUUUCUUAAAAUCAGUUAUAGAUUGGGAAUGACUGAAGAUUUCUUACUUUUUUGCUUAAUGCAUUUUGCAGUGCUGUAUGUUAGUUUUUGUAAAUGUGAAUUCUGCAUUCAUAAAUCUGGGGGAAGACUAGAUUAUUAUUAUUUUUUUUUUUUAGAUGUAAUGCCUCAUCUUAGUAUAGGAAUACAGAGAGGGAUCUCCAGCUCACCCCAUCUCUUUUUAGUUAAACUGAUUCACAUGGAAUACAGUGGUAGUAGAAUUCUUACUUUGCUAUGAAGUGUGCAUCUAGACCAUCUCUACCUUCCAAAAUUCAAGAAUUUACUAAUUGUAAAUUGUGAUUCAUUUGUACUCUGUGCCCUUUAUCUAGAAACUGGCUACUUUGUGCCAUGUUUCCUUUACAAAUACAAUGCUGAAAAAAAUAUCCCUUUGAAUGGAUGACAUUAAUGGUGCUUUUACUCAAUUAGUGUGGGCAAAAUAAUGUAAACCUAAUAAGAUUACAAAAAGUUACAUAUUUAUUGAACUUGAGACAGAUCUAUCUUUUGAGUCCAAUCACACUACAGAAGCACUGUUUACACCUGAACACUUUGUGCCUUAUCCUGCAGGGUGUGUUUUAAUGCCCUGUAUUACCCCACCCCUUGUCAUUAGCCACAUAAUAUAUAGGGAGUUUUAUGUGCCAUUAUGAUAAUUAAAACAUAAAAUUAUGACAUUGAACAUGAACCAGAUUAAUCUGGAAUAUCUUCACUGGUAUGGAUGCUUGAGGUAAUAAAAGGUAUCAGUCAUAA